UCAUCAACAGCCCCGCAAAAAAAUAAAAUAAAAUCAUAAACAACUCAAGCAAAAAAAAAAAAAAAGGGACUCUCCCAUUUGCUAUUUGCCAUUUGCCAUUUGCCAUUUGCCAAAACGAUUCGGUUCUGCUUUCUCUGUUUCCGUUUCGUCCGGUUAAUAAUCAACUACACAUAUAUACUGAGGUGUUUUAGAGACUACUUUUUUCCCAGUUAAUUCUAUUUUGCCUUGAGCUUAUGCUUUUAUGAGGUUCAGGAGAAGGGUUGUUCUGGAAUCGCCUCGAGAUUGAAUAUCUAGGUUGGCUGAAAAUGUACUAAUUUCAGUGGUGAGAAGGAAGUUGCAAUGAAGGAAAAAAGAGGGAGUUAUGUUCCACCAAGUUAUAUACCCCUGGAGCAGGUGGAGCGGUCAGAUUCAGAAGCAGAGAAAGAUGGAGAUGAAGUGGUGGAUGUUGGCGGCCCAAGUGAGACAACGAAAACUCAAAGUGAGAGUUCUGGCGUGCCACAGCAGUGGUCUUCUGGAAUCUGUGCUUGUUGUGAUGAUCUGCAAAGCUGUUUCAUUGGGCUCGUUUGUCCUUGCUUUCUUUUUGGGAAGAAUGCAGAGUUUUUGGGUUCAGGAACUUUUAUGGGGUCGUGCAUGACCCAUUUUAUCUUAUGGGGUCUUGUCAAUACUCUCUGUUGCUUUCUGACUGAUGGUGUUCUUCUGGGUUUGCCUGGAUGCUUUGUUUCUUGUUAUGCAUGUGGCUAUCGGAGGACAUUAAGGUCCAAAUACAAUCUGCAGGAAGCCCCCUGUGGAGACUUCAUCACCCAUUUUUUCUGCCACUUGUGUGCUAUAUGUCAGGAAUACCGAGAGAUAAGGGAAAGAUCUGGUUGUGCAAAUCCCACUGACUUAGGUUUAGUAGAAGUGACUGCCCCUGCACAUCAAACGAUGAAUCAACAACCUUAAACUAAUAUUGUCUAGAUACAGCUGGAUAAUUGUUAUCCGGCUUUGUUUUGCUCUACAGAUGUCACACAUGUUCAGAGUAUGUGUUCGCCGGAUGGUAUAAGAUACAUCUUUCAGUGAGAACCUUACUCUCCAAAUUAGACGAUCCAAACAACUAAGGGUGAAAGUUACCCCAUAAAAAAUAGAAAAAUGAAAAUGGGCAUAUGAUGGUGUCUGUUCUUUAUUUUUUUCAAUUAAAAAAAAAAAGAGAGCUUAGUUGCAAUACCUAUGCAAAGAGGAAAUUAUACAACUGGUGAGAAUGUAUUGCAAAACCCUUUUGGAAAAGAAAGUUUGGUUUCCAACUUGGGAUUCUGGAACUGAUAUGUUCCAUAUUCCCAGAAUCUACGUUUAUGUCACAAUCUGAAGCUGCAUAAUAGUCUUGUGUGAUUGUAAAAUGGUAUCAGUUCCUUUUGGCCAGUGCUUCUGUCAGCCCCACAAAGUAAGGCCAUGACCAUCCCCGUCACCCUCAUCUUCAUCGUGGAUUAUGCAUUUGUGCUCUUGAGGGCAGCUGCCCACCUCUCA
This is a messenger RNA of Coffea arabica (coffee), 1497 nucleotides long. RefSeq names its product protein PLANT CADMIUM RESISTANCE 10-like. NCBI's taxonomy places the organism in Eukaryota, Viridiplantae, Streptophyta, Magnoliopsida, Gentianales, Rubiaceae. The record is from RefSeq and is a predicted model, not a curated record.